Messenger RNA from Zea mays, 1008 nucleotides. Its product is annotated as FK506 binding protein. The coding region runs from base 89 to 706 and encodes 205 amino acids. The record is from RefSeq and is marked provisional. NCBI's taxonomy places the organism in Eukaryota, Viridiplantae, Streptophyta, Magnoliopsida, Poales, Poaceae. The transcript has 8 exons. Gene Ontology annotation, molecular function: peptidyl-prolyl cis-trans isomerase activity.
UUUGUAAAAGUAUCGUUAUCCCUUUACCUUCUCUCCAGCCCCACGCACAGGUUAUGCAGUUCCUCAGAGGUUCCUGGAAGCUGCAACAAUGGAGCUCAAGUCACUCGCCAAUCCAUUCCCGUACGCUUCCCCGUCUCCAAUAUGCCGGCGUCCACCGGACCCGAAGAAGAAGAUCCGGCCGGCGCGCCGCAGCAGGGCUCCGUAUCUGAAGUCGACCUGCGCGCUCUCCAGGCGGAGGGCGGUCUCAGACAUGGCGGUUGUCGGCGCAGUGGCCCUCUCCACGCCCACGCCGGCGCUAGCAGAGCAGCCUGACGUCACCAGGUACCGGAAGGUGGGGAGUGGAGUCAUACUCGAAGAUGUCGUCGAGGGGGAGGGGCCCGAGGCGCGGGAGGGCGACCUGGUGCAGUUCAACUACGUGUGCCGCCGCGCGAACGGCUACUUCGUGCACAGCACGGUGGACCAGUUCAGCGGCGAGAGCAGGCCGGUGACGCUCGCGCUCGGCGGUGAAGAGAUGAUCCGAGGCCUGAGAGACGUCCUGAUUGGGAUGAAGUCCGGAGGCAAGAGGAGGGCUCUGAUCCCUCCUGAAGCAGGCUACGUCAGCGAGACACUGAAGCCCAUACCGGAGGAGUUUGGACCGAGGCGAAGCCUGCUGUCCCACGCCAAGGAGCCGCUGGUGUUCGAGGUUCAGUUGCUCAAGGUCCUGUGAUGCUGCGUUCAUGGUGCCAUCGUCGUGGCCAGUUCGUUGUGAACUUAAAUGUUCUUCCUUUGGAAACGAAAUGCCGUUCACUUCAGAAUGGUUCUGCUCUGGAAUGGAAAAGCGAAUGGUUUUUUUUUUUGUGUGGAUUUCCUCAUGACCAUUUGCAGAUACUGCCGAAAACCUGUCACUCGGCAUAGAUGUUCGUGGCACUGCAGCAGCCAGCAGCAGCAGCCGAAUGUCUCCAGUGCUGGGGCCUGGAAUGGAUUUCCUACUUCUUAAUUUAAGGCUCUCUUUUAUAUUGAUAGUUUGAU